CAUCCCUCCCGGGGCGAGCGGCUUCUGCUCGACGGCUCCUGCAGAGAAGUGUUGGGGCCAGGGGGCUCUGCCAGGAGCGGAGGGGUCCCCGUGGGAACUCUGGAAACUCUGCGGCACCGUCCUCACCCCAAGUCUGGGGGCUCCGAGGCGAGAGUCUGGAGGGGAUCAGGGGUUUGCAGCUAUUCCGUGUGUUCUCCGGCUGUUUUGUGGCAGACGAAGGCUGCACCGAGCCUCUUCCCAACAGGUUGAUUAACAGUGUCAUUAAGGCAAAUAUCUGAAAUUAGCAGGAGCGAGUUGCUCCCCAUCUGUGGGUCGGGACAGACGUCGCACGGGAGCUCUGGGAGCUCAGGUGAGGAGGGGAACGGGGCACGGAGCUCCCGCUCCCCCUGCGGGAGGCUCCUCCUGCACCCCGGGCGGCACCAGGACAGGUGUGGGAGAGGAGGAGGAUGCUGCGGCUGCCCACAGGUGCGAUGGGUGCUGUGGAGGGAGGUGCCGAGGAGAAGCUCCCGGAAGCAGAGCUGUGAUGCUCCAAAUGUCGGGGCUGUCGUUUCCUCGGGUUUUUCUGCCGCAGAGCGUUCCUGGCUUGCUCCUGUGGCAGUGGCAGGGCACAGGCAGCUGUGAUGGGGCAUCCUGAGGUGCUUCCUGGAAAGUCUGGCUGUGUGGCUGCACACGAGGCCUCUGAGCCAGCCGUGGCUGCAGAGGGGACCGGGUGCUGCAUGGACAGUGCCCUGCACCUCCUGCCUCUCCCUGGGGAGCACUUCCCUUUAUCCCAGGCAGGCGAGGGGGUUUUGCUGUAAAUCUUCUGUAGCGCAAUUGCUUGCCAUGCCAUGAGUCAGGUAAGGGGUGCCUUUUUUUGUGGGAUAUUGUGACUGAAAAAGCUGGCAUGCCAGUUGCUUCAGAGGUAGGAAAGAGUCCUGGAAGUCUCAGAUACACUUCACUAGAAAGCUGAGAAUUUCUGGCCCUCCUGGAUUUCCUGAGCAGUGCCCCACAUGUUAGCACAGCUGGAGAUGCUACUUUUAUCAUUUUCCUAUGGGAAAGUGCAGUUCUUGGUGGCUCCAAAGAGAGAUCAUUUGUCUUGUGUGGGCAGUGGGAUGUGAGGGGACAGGAAUCCGGCUGACUUGGUGCAGAGUGUGGGGCAAUCCAAAUCUCCUCUGCCCAGAGGUUUGUGCAUCCCCAGGCGCAGCCUGAGGUCAGUGUGCACAGAAGGGCUGAGCUGGUUUGUGCUCUCCCAGAUGAGCCCAUGGUAAUGAAGGGUGGUGGGACAUGGAGACUUCCAAGAGGUGUCCCAUGGGGCUUGGGUCUUGUCUCUGUGCUGCCUGUGGCACGUUCUGCUUCUUCCUCAUCUGUCUCCUAAGCAGAAAUCUCUAGACCUUUGCUGUCAGCAGAGAAGGGUCUAUGAGGUUUGGUCUGAACGUGUUGGUAUGGUUGAAGGUACCUGGGGAUCGGCUUUCCACGUGCUUCCCCACCAUAAAAAUAACCCCACAAAAAGCAGUGAGACCUGAAGUGCCCACAGAAACCCUUGCACUGUUGUUGGUCUAAAACAGCCUCUCCCCUUGCAGCAGCAUGGUCCCCAUGAGCCAAGCCCCGAUAUCUGUCCCUGCAAUGCUGGUGAUAAAAUGAGAUCCUGACAGCAGGUUGAUUUGUUUUCUGCCUCCUCUACCUCUGCAGCUGCACCCCAGCUCUUGCACAACCCUCGCCUCCCCGGGCCCCACUCCACUGCAGCUCAAAAAUAGUAUUUCCUCCUUUUUUGCAUGAGUUCUUUUAUUUGUGUAGCUCUGCUUCUGGCACCUGUGUGAUCACCACUCUCCUGCCAGACAAACCACACCGGGUUCACUCACAUCCUUUGGGUAACGGCUGCUCUCAUCGCUGCCCUCCUGCUCUGCCCGGGCAGGGGGACCUGUCCUGCCCACCCCGGGCUGGAGGUGCUGACAGGAUUCCCACUGCAGCCAAGGGGCCUCCAAGGAGACUCCCUGGGAGGGGUCAGUGCUGCGGAGGGUCCGUGCCCUGGCAGAGCUGGGGACACAGUGUGGCCCUGCCGUGAUGGGUCAUUGUUUUCCCUGCUGACUCGACAUCCUGGCUGCACAGAUUUUCUGCUGGAGUUGCAGAUUGUUCCCUGUUUCCUGGGAGUGUGCUCAGGCUCUCUCUAGCACACUGCUUUGGGAUUGUUUUGUGCCACAGUUCUCAGGGAUCUGGUGUCUCAUGUCAGACCCUUUGUGGCUACGUUGUCCUCUCUCGUGGGGUUUGGUGGCUCCUGGGAGUGAUGGGUUGGUGAGUUGUCCCUUCCACCUCCCUCUGGAGAGCUCAGCUCUGGCCGAGUGACUGCGCUGGCACCCUGGAACUUCUGUCUGGGAUGGGUUGGGUGGCCACAGAUGCGGGAGCAGCUCCCUGGGGAGCAGCUGCCCACCUCUCCCUGCCUGCCCCGCGCCGCAGGGUGAUGCCAGAAGGAGCCCGGCAUGCCGUACCUGGAUCGACAGAACCGGAUCUGCGGCUUCCUGGACAUCGAAGAAAAUGAGACCUGUGGCAAGUUUCUGCGGAGGUAUUUCAUCCUGGACACCCAGGCCAACCACCUGCUGUGGUACAUGGACAAUCCUCAGAACCUGGCCAUUGGAGCAGGUGCUGUCGGAUCUCUGCAGCUGACCUACAUCUCCAAGGUUAGCGUUGCCACCCCGAAACAGAAGCCUAAAACUCCAUUCUGCUUUGUUAUCAACGCUCUGUCCCAGCGCUAUUUCUUGCAAGCCAGUGACCAGAAGGACCUGCAGGACUGGGUGGAGGCACUGAACAGGGCCAGUAAGAUCACGGUACCAAAGGGUGGCAGUGUCCCACCGGCCACGGAAAUCACGAAGCCUUCUGUGGUGGCCCAGGCACAGGAGAGGAAGCCCCAGGUGGCCUACAAAACCGAGAUCGUUGCAGGAGUAGUGGUGCACACACCCAUCUCUAUCAACCAGGAUGGCGGGGAGGGCAGCGAGGUGGCCGUGCAUCCUCUGCUGCGGCGCUCGCAGAGCUACAUCCCCCCCUCGGCUGCCAGGCCGCCCGCCGGGCCACCUGUGCUCAAGAGCGGCUUCUGCGUCAAACAGGGCAACGUGAGGAAGAGCUGGAAGCGGCGGUACUUUGUUCUGGAUGAGUUUUCCAUCAGUUACUACAAGUGUGAGCAGGACAAGGAGCCUUUGCGUUCGAUUCUCUUGAAAGAUGUUUGCAAAACCCACGAGUGCCUGGUCAAGUCUGGUGACCUCCUGAUGCGAGACAACCUCUUUGAAAUCAUAACGGGCUCCAGGACCUUCUACAUCCAGGCAGACAGCCCCGAGGACAUGCACAGCUGGAUCCGGGCGAUCACAGGGGCAGUGCAGGCCCUGAAAACCCGCCCCAGGGAGAUGUCCUUUGUGAGAUCCAGCUCCAUGGCCAGGCCCGGGGGCUCCUCGGGCCCCUCUCAGCCGCGGCCGUCGGCAGAGGAGCGGAGAGCCCUGUGCAAGGCACCGUCCAGCAGCUCCUGGCAGCCCUGGACACCGGUGCCAGCGGCUGAGGGGCAGCGGCCGGCGCUGGGGGAGCUGCCAGCCCCGCUCAGGGACUCGGCCACGCGUGGCACACGCCUGCGCCACCGCUCCGAGCCGCAGCAGCUCAAGGGGAAGCCGUUUGCCUUUGACCUGGACGAUGAAAGUAUCCGGACCUCCGACGUCUGAGCGGGCACCGAGCCACCGCCGGCUCCACCUGCUUGGCUGCGGGGAUCCCUGGGGGCGCUUCGGGGUGUGUGAGGUGGUCCCUUCCCUCCACCACAGCCCUUCCUGAAGUUCAGGAUCCACCUGGAGCCACAUCCCCUUCCCUGCUCUGCAGGGAGCGGGGUCCCUGGCUGCUCCUGCCCACACUUGGCCCCGUUGGUUCCAUGUCUUGGACGGUGCUUCUGGGCACUGCCGGGACUCACUGUGCAGAGCAGGAGAUGCUUGGGACCUGUAUGAGGAGACAUCUUCUGCAAUUGCAUCAUUUCCCCCACAAACCAGGUCUGGAUGAAGUGGCAGAAGGUCUUGGAGGCAUGAGGAGGGGGAGUGUAGCCUUUCUUGUGUUUGUAAAAUGUUUCUCUCCCCCUCGAGGCUGCUCAGAUUCCCCAGGGCAGAGCUGGGAGACACCAGCCUGCAGCUGCCCACUCGGGGACUCACUGCCCCUUCCCCUUACAACGACUUAAUCCCUCAGAGAGCAGCUCUUCCCUCUGCCCACACAAGGGUUUAUCAGCAAUCUGCUGGCUUUUGAUUAAGUCUUUUUAUACCUGUGGUUCCUGUUGAACCCCAGCCUGGGCAGGUGCUCAGCCCCUCCAAAGGCUUUUGGUGCUUCCUGAGCACGAGCCAGGGCAGGUAGCCGGAGCCACAGUGGUUCCCACUGUCCAUCCUCAGGUACGGUGUCAGUUUUGCACUGCACACACCUGGGCACAGAGAGCUGUGCCAGGUGGUGAAGGGUUUUUAGUAAAAUCAAGGAAUACCGAGCACCUGAUGGAACUGGGCAGACUUGUCCAGCCAACUCACCCACUGCCUGCCCGAGAUGGAAACCAGCAGGAGUUUCUAGAGCAAUGUGAAUCGUCAUUUCCAUAACCAAAUUAGCUCCUGUAGGUGUGAUAAACAGUAUGUGGAAAAUCCAGGUGUUCCCUCAGCAGAGAGAUCAUCUGAUACCUUCACCCCACGAGUGUGUGCAAUCCCUGAGCGAGAACUCAGCUUCCCUUUCACUUCCCUGGCCAUGACACAUCCUCUGCUCUGCAGGCUCAGCCCAGUGUGUUCCCCAGGAGCAGAACAUCUGGUUUGUCCUGGCCCUUUUGGGGCCUCCAGCUGUUUGACAGCUGUGCCUCAUCCUCAGCCUGAGCCUUGAUUAGCCUGACUGACCUUAAUGCAGUCCCAGUGGUUCCUCCUGCUUCAGUCCCCUGUGGGGCCAGCAGGGCUGCUGCAGGAUGGGCACAGUGGAGCUUCGUGCAGCUGGGGAGGCAGGAAUGGGGUCCCCCAAGUCCAGGGGGAAGGGGGUCUCAAAGGGAUUGUGUGGAGGCUCUGGAGAACACAGAGACCAGGAAAAUGAGUGGGAAUCAAUGCAAAUGGUACAAGGUGAGUGUUAGUAUUAUUUAAUUGUAGCUACCUAGAUCCUGCUGUUCCUUUUCUGCUCCUUUUUUCUUUAUUUGCACUGGAGUUUGAAACUUUCAUUUUUUUAGGCUGACUUGCUGUUUGGCUCCUAACACUGUUUUAAGAAUGUUUUAGUAGUUUGGUAAGCCCAUCCAUCAGAGUCACAGCAUUAGGUAACAGUGUUCUGAUCUUGGUUUUGCAGAGCAGGGAAUGCAGAGGGAUGAUGGUUCCUUUGUGCAAGGCUUUGGAACCACAGACUCCCGAGUAUUCCUGGUGCUUGAUAAUUGCACAGUUUCUUCAGGCCUGGGAAGGUAAAGCAGAGGCUGGUUGCACAAUUAAGGUUAAUUAUCCAGGAGCAGAAACUACCAGUGGCUCCAGCACUAUUGCAACAUUCCUCUUGCUCAUUCCCACCCUCCUGCAUCCCAGCACAGCAUAGAGGUUGAAUGUGAGGUUCAGACAAGUGUGGAGCUCAGCUGGGCUCCAGAGCCCUCCGUGCUGUUGGGAGAGAGGGAUUUCCCUCCCGUUCCAAAGGUGUGGGUGGAUGCAGCCAGAUCUUGAUGGAGCUUUGUGGUUAUUUUAAAGAAACUGGUUUUCCCUCAGCUCUGCAUUCACUCCUGGCUCAGGCGUGGGAUGGACGCGUCCCCCCGGAGCUGCUCCCUCCUGAAGCGCGUGCUGUGGGGCUCUGCUGGGGGUGCUGCAGGUUCGGGGUGCCUGGCAGGGCCAGGGUGGUGGGAGACAGGGGUUUGCUAUUCUCAUGUGGUUCCAGAUGUUUGGAAGGUGCUGGCUGGGGAUUUCAAGUGCUCUUAGGGCUGGGGCCCUCACAGGCAAUUCUCCGUGACUCCCGGGGUGGGGGCUACCUGCCUCCCAUGCCUCGCCUGUAAAUGCUGCAAUGCCCUUUCUCCCCUGUGUUUUUAAAUAAAGAAGGAAAUCCUAAUUACUUUCCCAAGCUGUCUAUUUGCACUGUGUAUUUUGGGUAAGGGGUGCCAGGAGCACUGAAUGCUGUCCCCCCAGGCUGGGGAAUUGUGCAGCAGUUGGGGGGAUCCCAGGAGCAGGGGUGGGUGCUUCCCCCUGCUCACGAUGCCGCUGCCCUGCACAGGGGAUGGGCUCUGUGCUGGGGUAACAGUGUACAGUGAGGGCAGGGACAUCACAGCUCUUUCUGGACCAAGGUGCCAGAUGUUCUUUGGGGAGGAGGGAAGCUGCUGGACCAAGGUCCUGCUGUGAGCUGGCAGUGGGGGGCUGGAGACACGGGAGCUGUUAAUGACCAGUGGUCUUUUGCACACGGGAUUAUUAUAUUUUUCCUUUCUAGGUCACUGCAGAAUUUUUUCCCCUCCACAGACUUUCCAGCCCUGUUGUAUUUUCAGGACAAAUUUGCCCCCCACGCCCCAGAUGAAGCUGCCAAGCUGGGAGUGUGUGUUUGCUGUUUUAUCUCAAAUGUGACCAGACAUUUGCAUAUACAGAUUUUUUGUCUGGCUGUGCUGGGGACUUGUCACAGCUUCCUUUUCCCAUUUUAUUCAGCUUGUUAAGUUUUUAACCUGCAGCUGUGGGGCUUCCUCUUUCGGGUGUGAGGUUCUUGCACCCUUUGGGUGCUGUAGGUGCCCUGUUCUGGGGCUGGAGACAGAGGGGUGUCUGGCACACACACAGGAGCUGCCUCUUGGCACCUCUGGCCCUUUCCCAGCUCCCUGACCGCUCCCAGAUGUCAGGUGGCCUAUGACCCCAAGGUAACCAGGGCUCAGGACUUGUCUAAUGGGCUGGCUGGGGAACUCAGGGCUAGACCGUGACCCUGUGGCCUCAUUCUCAUCUGUGGCUGAGACUCUACUAAUCCUCAAAGUACAUGGAGUCACCUUCCAGAUUUUAUUCAUGUUUGUUUGAUGCCCUGUGUUUGCAAGCUCUUAAGCUGUCACUAUUUGCAGUGGGAAGCCAGAUUAUU
Messenger RNA from Cyanistes caeruleus (blue tit), 7011 nucleotides. The record is from RefSeq and is a predicted model, not a curated record. NCBI's taxonomy places the organism in Eukaryota, Metazoa, Chordata, Aves, Passeriformes, Paridae.